Messenger RNA from Diaporthe citri, 1236 nucleotides. RefSeq lists its product as uncharacterized. Bases 1 to 1236 code for a protein of 411 amino acids. The record is from RefSeq and is a predicted model, not a curated record. NCBI's taxonomy places the organism in Eukaryota, Fungi, Ascomycota, Sordariomycetes, Diaporthales, Diaporthaceae. The transcript has 9 exons.
AUGAAUGAUCACCUGAAUGACUGGUGGUCGAAGAACUCUGCCAAAUGCGGCGAUAAGGGCUUCUCGCAAUGUUAUCUGGACUCUGCCGGACUCAUCACCUGGACCUGCGAUAUCUUGUCUCUCAGUACUUGCACCCCUCCACCAAGCGGACAAGGGGCCAAGUAUAACUCCUAUCAGGAAUUCUAUGCCGUAUGGAAUAUUUACACUAUAAACCAGUACUUUGCCAAUUACCACCAGGCGCUGCUAAACGGCCAAGCUGAGGCAAUUGGUGUCGUUGGCCAAAUUGUUCAGACUGUUGCUCCGCCAGAGGACGUCAAUCCCAAAACGCCUCUGUUUGGUCCCAUCUUCGGUGCCACGUUUGGUCUCUUCAGCGCCGUCGCUACUUUGGCUACACCAGGAGCCGGGGCAUUCAUUGCAGCAGCUUUAGUUGGGGCUACUGGAGGUACCCCAGUCGGUCUCGUCAACCUUCUCUUCCCCAAGUCAACGAAGAACCCCGUGGCAUGGCAAGAUGUCUCAGCCUCCCUUUCUGAAUUUGUCGAUGACUACCAGAAAAAUGUCGGAGCCGCUGUGGCCCUCAUCCAAAAAGACUUUGACACAUUCUACGGGGUUACAAACGAGGGCGCAUUCUGCACCAGGAUUUCAGACUCAUUGCCUGAGAAGACCAGCUUUAUGUACCGUGAGUUGAUGAAGUGGACGUUCAACCAGGCUGUCCAGGCUCGCGGGUUCUUCUCAAUCAAGAACCCCGGUGUGGAUCCCAAGAAGCUCGAGACAGAGACUGGAAACUUCAAGUGCGGAGACUAUGACGAAUACGGCGUCUGCAAGGACAACGGCUAUAUCUACUUCGACGGCAAAGACUCAUACGGCAUGGCCAGGGCGCGAGAUGUUGGCGCCGACUUCUUCCCUGGCGUUCUCUCGGUCGCUUUCCAGAAGAACUGGACAACCCCCCAGGAGCUCUAUCUCGAUGCCCAGGGGUGCGCCUUCAAGGCCGAAGCAGAUGAACAGACCAACGCAACCGAACUGGACACCGGAUGUGCUUCCAACACCCCAGUCUGUGUUGUUGAUAUGAGCGUCGACCUGAACGAGGCCAUCACUUCGCACAAUCCUGGCUCUAUGUUUACCAACUGCCCUCCUAUGCUGGGCUGGGGUGUGGAUCGGUACAACAACAAGGCAUAUGUUCCAUUCUCCUACCUUGGACCUUUAUUGAAAGCCGAUGAGGUCACCCACAAUGAGUCGUGA